AUGGAUUGCUCUACAUCUACUGUUACACUAAACUGUAUCACUACUCCUCCAGGCAUGGCGACAUAUCCUGCUGAGUCCUCCAACACCCAGCCAACACGAUCCAACUCGACUGCAACAAACUCCACGCAGUCUUCUCAAUCACGAUCGAAUCGAUCAUCGCGAUCAUUACAUACGUCGAUCCCUUCCUGCACCACUCUUGUUAACUCCGAUAUCAUCGCCUUUGAUGUCGAAGCUGAGAUGGCAUUCGCGCUUGUCGCGAGUGAUCCGAAUGCAAGGCCCAAGCAGUUCAGAAACUUGUUUGAGGAGUGCAUCUUUGUGUUUACGGCUAUGAUUGCGAUUGCUUCAACGACAUUCAUACAAGGCGUAAUCGUCAUCAACACCGGAACCAUAGGACGAGAUCUCAGCAUGACACCAGCACAAGUAACAUGGAUAGCAGCCGCAAUAGGUCUCGCCAGCGGCUCAUUCAUGCUCUUCUUCAGUAAAACCGCCGACCUCUUCGGCCGCAAACUCCAACUCCUCCUCGGCCUCCUCCUCCUCUCCCUCUCGAGCCUCCUCACAGCCUUCGCCCCCACCGCCCUGAGCAUCAACAUCCUCAGCGGCUUCCUCGGCCUCGGAACAGCCAUCAUCGCACCCCCCGCCAUCGGCACCCUCUUCGCAACGUACCCACAAGGCAAGAGACGGAAUCGAGUCACUGGUGCGCUUGGGGUCGGGAAUCCCCUGGGUUUCAUUCUGGGGAGUAUAAGUUCGGGAGUGGCGACCAAGUAUGCGAGUUGGAGGCAGAGCUUUGUGGUUAUUGGGGUGUUCUUUUUUGUGAUGGCGGGGGCGGCGGUUUGGACUGUGCCUGUGAUUCAGAGGGCGGGGAAUCCUGGGGCGUUGGUGAAAGAGUUUGAUUAUUUGGGGACGGGCUUGACGGUUGUUGGGUUGGCGUGUGUGUCUGCUGCUUUGACAGAAGCUCCCCAACUCGGCUGGCACUCCCACAAAGUCCUCAUCCUCCUCUUCCUCGGCCUCCUCUCUCUAACACUCUUCACCAUCUGGGAACACCACGCUCCAUCCCCCCUCCUCCCCCCAUCCAUAUUCCAAAAUUCCACAUUCACCAUGAGCAUCAUCUGUGCCGGGCUGGGCUACAUGUCGUUCAUCACCAACCAGUUCUGGAUCUCCAUGUACAUGCAAGACAUCCAAGUCCUGGCACCGCUUCAUAUAGCAGUCCGAUUGAUGCCACAGGCUAUCACGGGUGUGGUGUGGAGUUACCUUGGACAGGCACUGGUGAGCUGUGUUAGUGGGAGGGUGCUGAUGGGGGUUGGGGGGUUGGGAUAUCUGGCUGGUGCGGUACUGAUGUUUUUUGUGAGGCCGGAGACGAGUUAUUGGGCUGUGUUGUUCCCGAGUUUGUGUGUUACGGUUAUUGGGGCGGAUUUCCAAUUCAUUGUCUCGAAUCUCUACAUCUCCUCCCGCCUCCACCCCUCGCAAUCCUCCCUCGGCGCCGGCAUCCUCCAAACCGCCCUCCGGCUCAGCAUCUCCAUCGGCCUCGCCAUCACCUCCGCCAUCUACGGCGCCAUGGCUCAAACCCCCAAAGGACGAACCCACACCCUCUUCCCAUUCUCCCGCGUCUUCCUCUGCACCAUCAUCAUCUCCUCACUAUCUCUUGUCUUCGUCCCUUUUCUACAGAUCGGUCGUCAGGGAAAGAGCAAGAGAGUGGGGGGUGAUGAGGAGGGGUUGGAGCUUGAGAUUGAGAUGCAUGGAGGGGAAGUGGGAGUUGGAGGGGCUGAGGGUGGUGUGACGAGGAGUAAUAGCCAGAGUAGUCUUUGGAGCUCGGCGAGUGCGAGGUUUUAUUGUGGGAGGUGGGGCGAUGGGUUUACUGCUGGUGGACGUGGUGGAAGUGGUGGAAACAACGACGCGUGGGGAUUUGGUUUUGGUGAUGCAGGAAGCAAAUGGAAUCACCUUGAUCGUUUUGAGGUGUGCUUGAAAUGCGGUUUGGAGAGAGUCGUCGCGCAGCAUCAUUUGCCUUUUGACGGCGAGCAUUUCCACGGCACGGAGGUUUCUAGCCCUAUCUCGGUAUACGAGAUACCUACAAACGAUAGCAUCGGCAACGUCGGUUGUGGUGAGAAGAAGACGAAGGGGGCCUGUACGACACCAGAUAACCAGAUCUGGUCGUGA
This is a messenger RNA of Cadophora gregata, 2151 nucleotides long. RefSeq lists its product as uncharacterized. Gene Ontology annotation, cellular component: membrane. Gene Ontology annotation, molecular function: transmembrane transporter activity. Lineage: Eukaryota; Fungi; Ascomycota; Leotiomycetes; Helotiales; Ploettnerulaceae. Gene Ontology annotation, biological process: transmembrane transport. The transcript is spliced from 5 exons. The coding region runs from base 1 to 2151 and encodes 716 amino acids. The record is from RefSeq and is a predicted model, not a curated record.